GUCCUGCAGGAUCAGUGAACAAUAUGUAAGAAAUGAGUUUAGCGAAGGGCACAGGAGCAAAAUCCACUAAAUCAGGCUAAUCUAAUCUAAACGGCAUUAUCACGAUUUUCCGGGUCCCAACAGAGCCUUCUCCUCGUGUUCUCUAAUUACACUCGUGUAGCUGCCAGGUGGAAGAGGGAUUGCUUCGUGCACUCGUCGACCCUUUCAGUCUUUCCAUUGUCGUUGUAGGGCUUCAUUGCUUUCAACGAUGUCGCAGUAAACUUGUGCUAGGACCAUCCUCUACGUUUGGGCUGAUCGCUACACAUGGGCCCUCAUAUGGUUGUCUAUACGCACCAACAUACUGUCCUUCCCGAGGCUCUCCCUUCUAACCCAUCAGCUACGAGAUCCACUCGCUUCUCACUAUCUUGUGCUCUCCCGGGUUUUUGCAUAUCUCCCUCUGCGGGUUCAUCGACAUCUUGUUUAUCAUCUAGCUACAACGUCUGCUCGAGCUGUGAUCUAUUGCAGUCAUCGACGCCACACUAUCCUUCCUGGGGCAAUUUUUCGCGGGAUUAUCCCUCGCCACCUCUCACCGGAAACGCCUUAAAGCAUUCCGUAUCUUUACCAGACAUUGACGGCGGAGCCAGUAUGGACUAUGAUGCCGUCCAGGAUGUGCGACCUGGCCAGGGAACGUGUGAUGCGCUCGAUCAGGCAGGACCAUCAUCAUCGUAUAGAGAUGUGGCGUCCGUGGCACGCGAACCUAUUUCACCCCCACUGACAGUUCCUAUGAACUCGAAAGAGCUGCCUGAUCUUGAUACCUCUGUGGCGGGUUUACACCCAGCAUUCGACGCGCAGUCCAGAUCGGAAUUUUCGCCGUAUGACCACGACGAUACGUCGAGUAUUGACUGGCACAGCGAUGGCACUCUCCUCGAUUGGGCUUCGCCAACAAGUACGCUGCUGGAUCACUCAGAUCUUGCGGCGAGCACAUCCAGUGGCAAAACAGGCUUUUUCGAUAUACAUACUUUUGGAUCAACACCGUUUCGCGAUCUGGAGUCUGAGCCACCACCAGGCUCUCUGGCUGAUCCUUUGUCACUCAUUCACCAUGAUUCAGGACGGCCGUUGUGGCAACAGCCUAACGGUUUUGAAGAUGCCAUGGAUCUUGACCCUCUACCUCUUACGCCACCUUCGCCACACUCGGACGCCUUUUGUUUACCGCCUCCUCAACCAUCCUCAAUUCAAGCAUCUGGAGUCUGCAGUUCGUUAGAAAAUCAUGGUUUCUUUCCUUCAUCGCCUUCACGCAGGUACCAUUCCUCACUGCCGGAUUUCGACUCGCCAGAUCUUGGAUUUAUGACACCCGUGCCUCACUCACCUCGGGGACCCUAUUUGACCCUGCCUGACCUGGAGAUGGCAGAUGAACGGUUUCCGCCGUCGUCGCCAUUGUCGCCACAAAUCGAUCUUCCCUCUUUCCCAGGAUCCGAAGCUUUCGAUCAACCGGUGACAACGAUUUCUCCAUCUCUUCUAGGCCCACCUCCUCCUUCGGAGGAAGAGGGUCUAGGGUUGUUCGUACGUCCGUCGGCUGUUGAACCGCCGUUGGCCAGGUCGCCAUCUCCCGAUCAAGAUGACUUCCGUUUUCUUGAUGUUCAGCUGGAUCCUUUAUCAUCGAACUUGGACAACGACGAAUUUCUUCAGUUGCGAGCGCUGCGAAAUCGUGCAUUGGACGCUGAGCGUGCGGCGCGACUUCGUGAAGAGUAUCUUGCCGAGCGCGUGGAAAGUGCCUCACAUGCCCUUCUACCGUCUGUUCUAGAAGAGGAUGGAGUGCUCGACGACCCGCAGGAAAAGCGAGCGCGGAAGCAUGAUCUUCAUGUCGCGAUGGAUUUACGAGCUGAGGCACGGAAGGCACGGAAGCGAGAAAAGCAGCGGAGUAAGGAGAUUGGACUGUUGCUGGAGCUGAAGAUGUGUGAGGGAGGAUUUUCGAUGUUGGGCUUUGGAGAUGGACCGGGGGAUGCGAAGCAUCUGGUGGCGAGUAUGGUGAUGAAGAGGAGGGAUACUUCUCGGCCUCUGGCGAAUCGCAAGGCUGCGUCAUCUGUGCGAUCAAGCUCGAAGACUUCACUGUCGCGUUCCGUAUCGCAUGAAGACUUGUCUGAAGCAUUGAUGGACAUUGAGUAAAUGUUACUCUCAUUCCUCGUUCUUGUCCUUCGUAAGUGUUCUAUUGCCACUGAUUUGUAUCAUUUCUGACUGACGUGUAUGUAGGCCGGAGUCAACUGUACAAUAAUCAGAAUCACCCAUGCAAGCAUCCUUGUAGCAUUUAGUGUCACAUUAGUCUACACAAUUGUCCAUACCCUGCUUCAUGAUAUCGGAGAUCCUUCACAUCUCGCCUUUCUCUUGCAUUUCUGCUUCAUUUUCCGAAUGGUUCCUCCCUUCAGGCUUGUCCACCCCCAAGUCCCCGCUUCUUCCUGCUACGUUCAAAAGUCCUUUCCAUGACGUCUGUUUGAACACUUCACCUCUCCUACACUGCAUGAUUUAUAAUUGCUCCGAGUUCCCAUUUAACAUCUUAUAUCUCUCAUCCAUGCUCCCGUCCGUGUUCGCUUGCUUUGCUUGACUUUUAUCCCGUACUCGGAUUCAUUCACACUGAGUCCGCUACAGUACUUGUAAUAUACAUUCCUCGACAAUUAUUGUCAUACAACAGGGUAUCAUGAGUAGAGGGAUA
Molecule: messenger RNA, 2683 nt
Organism: Somion occarium
Lineage: Eukaryota; Fungi; Basidiomycota; Agaricomycetes; Polyporales; Cerrenaceae
Source: the annotation of a GenBank genome assembly